Messenger RNA from Pyrus x bretschneideri (Chinese white pear), 832 nucleotides. Its product is annotated as E3 ubiquitin-protein ligase RHA2A. The record is from RefSeq and is a predicted model, not a curated record. NCBI's taxonomy places the organism in Eukaryota, Viridiplantae, Streptophyta, Magnoliopsida, Rosales, Rosaceae. Gene Ontology annotation, biological process: protein ubiquitination. Gene Ontology annotation, molecular function: ubiquitin protein ligase activity.
GUUGCUAUAUAUAUACAGAGAGAGAGAGAUCAUAAUCCAUUAAUUUAGUAUGGGGUUACAAAGCCAGCUGAACGACGUCUCAUCCGACUCCAUCCCACUCCUACUCAUCGCACUCAUCGCCAGUUCCAUCAACCACCUCCGCUCCUCCCUCCUCACCCUCCUUCAUUUUCUGGGCCUCAGCCCCCAUCCCGGUCCAGGCACAGACUACGACGAAGGCGAUAUUGCGGGCCCGACCGUGGGCUCGGGACUCGCGGGUCCCGUUAACCUGUCCGACCAGCUCGCCAUCAACCGCCAGUUAUCCUAUCCAUACGACCGUGACGACGCCGUUGCCACCGCACGGGAUUGCGAUUGCGUGGUGUGCUUGUGCACCUUAAGGGAUGGGGAGCAGGUCCGCAUGCUCCAGUGCCGCCACGUGUUCCACAAGCAAUGCUUCGACUCCUGCCUCAACCACCUCAACUUCAAUUGCCCUCUCUGCCGCUCUCCCGUCGUACACCGCGACGGCGGCGCGCUCUCGAGCUCCCGACUCUCCCGCGACCUCCGCCACUGGCUUUCCAUCCGCUGAGAAUCAAUGGAGAUAACAUCAUAAAUAUAUGAUCACAUGGUGUCCACUUAUAUCCGCCCAUCCGCCGGCGGUUUCUUCCUUUUUUCCUUCUCUGCUUUUUCCUUUAUUUAUUUAUUUAUUUUUGAUAUUUUAGAGAGUUGUUGGCCAUGGAUUCUUUGGUCCUUCUAACUUCUUUUUUUUUUUGAAAAAAAACUCUCUGGCUUUUUUUUUUCUAGAAUAUAAAUUUUUGGUGUGCUAAUUAAAUAAGGAAGAGGGAUGUUUUUGUAUUUA